Messenger RNA from Stegostoma tigrinum, 3708 nucleotides. Its product is annotated as cyclin-I-like. Bases 379 to 1443 code for a protein of 354 amino acids. Gene Ontology annotation, biological process: regulation of cyclin-dependent protein serine/threonine kinase activity; mitotic cell cycle phase transition. The record is from RefSeq and is a predicted model, not a curated record. Gene Ontology annotation, molecular function: cyclin-dependent protein serine/threonine kinase regulator activity. Gene Ontology annotation, cellular component: nucleus; cyclin-dependent protein kinase holoenzyme complex; cytoplasm. The transcript is spliced from 7 exons. Lineage: Eukaryota; Metazoa; Chordata; Chondrichthyes; Orectolobiformes; Stegostomatidae.
AACAGAGGGCGGAGGCUGCAGACUGUGGAAGUAGGCUUUAUUUCCGCCUCUUCCACCCCAAACCGAUCGAUUGUAUUCAAUUCUCUAGUUUUAUUUUGUGUAUAUUUAAAACGUGCUUCUUGAAUGUUACUUUUAAGUACACCCGGACGAUGGUCGCCUUGUUCGGGGCCACAUUAUUCGCUUGUUAUGACCCACACUUGAAGUUUCUCCGUACGAAAACUGGUUCCUUUUGUUUCCUCGGGUGGACUGAAAACGGAAAAGCAGAGAUGCCGAACUGAUGGCUUUGAGCGAAGCGGAGAAACAGAACGCACAUUCCGCUUUGCUUUGGGGAAGAGGUAGCUGUGCCUGCCUGGCAAACUGGCCUUCCUUGGAGGUGCCAUGAAAUGUCUUGGAUUCUUAGAUGGCGAGCGGCUUGCCUUCCUCCUCAAUGAAGCAGUUGCUAAGGAGGCUAGGCUUUGGAAAGUGCCUCUUUUCAAGACCUGCAACAAUCGGGGCACAACUAUCACUCCAUUGCAACGUGAAAAUGUAGUUCUGUGGCUCAGGGACUUGUGCUCAAAGUUUGGUUAUUACUCUGAGACAUUUUUUUUUGCCGUUAGUAUUCUUGACCGACUCUUGGCAUCUGUCAAGGCACAACCAAAGUAUCUACGUUGCAUUGCCAUUUCCAGCUUGUUCGUUGCAGCCAAAAUCAGUGAGGAAGAUGAGGUCACACUUUUGGUAAAGGACCUCGCAGUGAAGAGUGAUAGUGGCUGUUCUGCAAGUGAAAUUCUGAGGAUGGAGAAAAUCAUACUGGACAAGCUGCAAUGGGACCUUUACACUGCUACACCUGCAGACUUUGUGAACAUAUUCCACGCCAUGGUGAUGUCCAGCCGGCCCCAUCUCUUCGACCAAUGGCCUCAGAUGAAGCCCUCUCUCCACGCCGCACUCUUGACCAGGCAGUUACAGCACUGCAUGGCUUGCCACCAGUUACUACAGUUCAGAGGUUCCACGCUUGCCUUAGCGAUCAUCAGCUUGGAAGUAGAAAGAUUAAUUCCUGAUUGGUUCAUUGUGACAACUGAUCUGCUAAAAAAAGCACAGAUUCACAGCAUGGACUUUGUCUACUGUAAAAAUAUUUUGGCAAAUCAUGUAUUGUCUCAAACAGCCAUUUCUGCUUCCAAUAUUGUUUACGUAUUUGAUCCUGUGAAUUCAGACCUUGUGAGGCACCAAAGGGGAAGGAUGCUUUGCACUCAUUCUCAGCAGUAUGACCCACACUCUCAAUCACCCACUAGAGGAGAGCUGCGGCCAGGUCAGGCAGCCACAAUCCACAACAGAGUGGCUUCAGUGAUAACAAAUGAGCAAGUUGCAGUGGAAAUCAGUGGCAAAGGUAUUGACUUGGGUCCAGCUGCACAACAGUUAGCAGAAAACCUUUCUCCUUGCCCACCACUACAACCUAUCAAGGAUGUGUAAGAAUUCCAAGUAGGAGGAGUUAAACAAGUUAAAAUGAAUAAAAGCAAAAGUUGCAUUAGAACUAGAUAUGUGACCAAGUUAAACAUAAUUAAGAUCCUAUUUACGUCUAGAUGAGUAAUUUCAGGUUUAAAUGCAAGGGUAAAUUGAAUACCCUAGUCAAGAAGCUAUGUUAAAUAGGGAGUAUUGCGUCUCAAAUUUGAUAAAAAUAUCUUUUCACGUUACCACUGGUCCACAAUAACAAAAUACCACCUCCCUCCAGUAUGAAAAUAUUGUAAUUGCAUAGUUUCUUCUUUCCAAACUCACUCAGUCAAGUUUGUAUUUCUUACCCUGACCUCUUUCUCAUGCAAUGACUGGUGCUUGAAAACUUAUUGCAGGGAUACAGCCAACUAUUAGUAUGUGCUUCUCUCAAAGACAUGACCACUGUGUUGAAGCCUACAUGGUGUUUGGUGUUAAAUUAUUAGGCUGGAUUUUAUUUGCCCUGUCUGGUAGUGUUGUCAGAGGGGAGUCUAAAAUAGGUUAGGUGGCUAUCCCACACCUACUGACUCACACUAAGCUCACAAUCAUAUGGCGUGAGUGUUCUGAAAUUAGCAUCUUUUAAAUGAAAAAUUUAUUAGCAAGCCUAGUGACCUGAAUAAUGUGCCCAUCCAUACUAAAAUAUGCUUGGCGUGAGUAGUCAGCUAGGAGCAGGCAGGUUGUUUAGCCUACUUUUGGUUGAAGUGGAAAGGAAAGAUGGGAAGCCUCAAUUGGGGGCAUUUCCUAUGUGCAUUAGGGCCACUCUCCACUUCCUUCCUUGCCCCCGCACCUAACAGAACUCAGCUGUUCACAUGUUCUUUCCCAAACUUUUCUAGGUUCUAGGAUCCCCCUCUGCCCUAAAAUCCUGGGAUGUACCUUCUUGGGUACUUUCUGCAUUCGUGCCAGUGCCCACUAUCAAGCUCUGGUGCAGUCAGGAGUGAGUGAGUUGCCAGCCAUUCAGACUAACACUCCUAGGGGAGGGGCAAGACCAGUUUGGGUCACCUAUGCCAUUUUAUGUCUGUAGGGAGGACUUGCAGAGAGUGUCAGCUUCUAUCUGAUUUUCUUUCUCAGGAAGCCUGGCCUGCCCUUGCCUUAUUCUCCCCAUUUGCCUUUCAGAAUUUCUUGACCAGCAGCUUUUAUCAUUUUCCUCCCAUAGUGUUUGUCCUUUUCAUGAGAACUUUACAUUAAUUGGUGUACUCCAGGGUGGAGGAGGCAUGUGGGUUUUAUUGUUGCCAAAGUACUUAAAGUCCAUGAGUGUGUUAUUUGCAUCCUGCCAAGACAGACCAUGUUGUUUCUGCAUUUCACAGAUACGUAAUGCAUGUACUUUAACAUUGCAAUUAAGAGUUUCCAAAUUCCUAGGGGAUGUAUUGGCCUAGUGGUAUUAUUGCUAGGCUUUUAAUCCAGAAACUCAGCCAAUGUUCUAGAGACUUGAGUGGAACUGAAUUCAGUUUAACAAAAAAUAAAGUUAGAAUUAAGAAUCUGCUGAUGACUAUGAAACCAUUGCUGAUUAGUGAGCCAAUAGGCUUUUCCAACAAUGUCCUUGAAGGAAGGAAAUCUGCCAUGCUCACCUGGUCUGGCCUACAUGUGAGUCUAGAGCCACAACAGUGGGGUUUAAUCUCAACUGCCCUCUGACAUGAGAUAGUAGGAACUGCAGAUGCUGGAGAAUCUGAGAUAACAAGGUGUAGAGCUGGAUGAACACAGCAGGCCAAGCAGCAUCAGAGGAGCAGGAAGGCUGACUUUUCGGGCCUAGACACUUCUUCGGAAAAUUCUGAAGAAGGGUCUAGGCCCAAAACUUCAGCCUUCCUGCACCUCUGAUGCUGCUUGGCCUGCUGUGUAGAUCCAGCUCUACACCUUGUUUUCUCUGCCCUCUGAAACGGCCUGGCAAGCCACUCAGUUCAAGGGUAGCUAGGACUGGGUAAUGAAUGUGUCUAGCUAGUGAUGCCCACAUUCCACGAGUAAAUAAAUUUUGGGCAAAGUGAUUCAGGCAUAAAUUGCAUGAGUUUUGAGCAAUCAUGUUUUUUUGAACUCCGCGUUCCGCUCAGAACAACUUAAUAGGAGCCUAAAUUCGGCAGUGAACUAGGACAAUUGGUCAACCUUUUGGAACCUAAUGCUUUUAAAGUCAUUUGCAUGAUAAAAUACUCAUUGAUGUUACAACCUGGUGCAGUUGUAUUCAUUCAGCAGUAAAUUUGAAAGAUGAAGGAUUUAAAAAUCUUUGUCCUUGCUCUAAUAAAGAAUUAUUUGAAGAGUUUCAAA